AUGAAAACCAACAUAACUGGUUCUACAGUGCAUGACUUGGACUUCGAAACUGCUGAAAAUGUCUCUGUGGUCGCAGAGGUAGCAAACAUAGCAGCGAGUAACGAGACAAGUAUACAGGCUGAGGAGGUUUCUGUUUCCACUGAGCAAGCAAACGUUACGGCAGGGGAGGCAAUUAUCUCUGCAAAUGUACUUCAACAAACCAACAUUAAUGAAACCAACAUAACUGGUUCUACAGUGCAAGACUUGGGCAUCGAAACUGCUGAAAAUGUCUCUGUGGUCGCAGAGGUAGCAAACAUAGCAGCGAGUAACGAGACAAGUGUGCGAGCUGAGGAGGUUUCUGUUUCCACUGAACAAGCAAACGUUACGGCAGGGGAGGCAAUUAUCUCUGCAAAUGUACUUCAACAAACCAACAUUAAUGAAACCAACAUAACUGGUUCUACAGUGCAAGACUUGGACAUCGAAACUGCUGAAAAUGUCUCUUUGGUCGCAGAGGUAGCAAACAUAGCAGCGAGUAACGAGACAAGUGUGCGAGCUGAGGAGGUUUCUGUUUCCACUGAACAAGCAAACGUUACGGCAGGGGAGGCAAUUAUCUCUGCAAAUGUACUUCAACAAACCAACAUUAGUGAAACCAACAUAACUGGUUCUACAGUGCAAGACUUGGGCAUCGAAACUGCUGAAAAUGUCUCUUUGGUCGCAGAGGUAGCAAACAUAGCAGCGAGUAGCGAGACAAGUGUGCGAGCUGAGGAGGUUUCUGUUUCCACUGAACAAGCAAACGUUACGGCAGGGGAGGCAAUUAUCUCUGCAAAUGUACUUCAACAAACCAACAUUAAUGAAACCAACAUAACUGGUGCUCUUGUUGGAGAGUUGAAGGCAGAAAAUAUUCAGAAUAUACAUGCUGAACAUGUUGUGGUAUACAAUCUGCUUGGAAAUUACGGACAAGCUGAGGCAUCAGCCGGCCCCUUAGCGCCAUCAACAUCGGGAUGGACCCGUCAGGCACAGCAGACCCCAGUUUGGUCAAUGGCAGCAGCAGAUGAUGCCGGGCAGGCAGUAACCGUUCGGGAGGAUAAAAAGAUUUCAGUGGGAACGAGAGGCGUCUCACGAACAAAGAAGAAGAAAAAGAAGAAGGGAAAAUACGUAGCAAAAUUUAAGAGAGAUGUCAAUCGUGAUGCAUACCGCAAAGCAAAGGGUUCUGUGACCGACUUGUACAAAGAUCAACAGCUGGUCGAACCAGAGUUCGAAGCAAAUCCUCGCGUUCGAAAACUAUCUCAUUUCUUCAGUGGUGAAAUGGCACCGAAGAAAAAAGAAUAUCAAAAGGAAGUUGGAUUCAGUGUUUCGAAAGAGUUUGGCAGAGAAGACAACUUAGUAGACCUGAAACAAAUAUUGCAAAGCCUCAACUCAGAUGAAUAUCAGCACAUAGCUAUCGUUGGCCAGGCAGGAAGUGGUAAAACGACCUUUGUGGAACGGAUGGUUCGUGAUGUUGCAGACAACAAUAAUCUAUGUGGCGAUCGUUCUUCUCUCGAUCAAACAGAAAGGCGCUACGAAAUCAUCUACUUCGUCUUCAUUCGAGACCUUCUUGAUUCGGAGUCAAUUAAUGCGAAAGAUUUACUGUUUGGAAACAUCACAGAUUUGAGUGAGGAAAGCCAACAAUAUGGAUAUGACUGGAUCAUUGAAUAUCAGGAAAAGGUCAUCUUUUUCUUCGAUGGAUUGGAUCAGGCGACUUGGUCUCUUGGCGGACAUCAUCCCAAGAUAAAUCACAAGAAAAAGGCCAGUACAGCAACGGUGAUGUACAAUGUUAUCACUGGUCAUCUUUUUCCAAGAGUUAAAAAGGUCAUGUCCUCCCGCGAGCAUUGCAUAGCUCCUCUCACUGGUGACCUUCGCCCCCAGCUAAUCUACGCAUUAGUAGGUUUGAGCCCAGAUGACGUCAAGAGGUUAUUCAUCGCACUCCUUCGUGAUAUCGGCCAACAGCAAUGGGAUCGGAUGUGUUCAACCUCUCCUGCAAUUAUCCCGCUGUCUUCAGUUCCAGUAUUUUUAAUAUACAACGCCAUUGUUCAGAAGUUCAACCCGGAAAAUCCACCAGAUACCAUGACAGGAGUUAUGUUGGAGAUCCUUGAUAUUCUUCUGCAAUCUGAUCAUGUCAGAGAUAAGCAGGUUCUGCACAAGUUGAAAGAAAUGGCUUUUCGUGCAAUGAGCGAAGGUCGAGUCGUUUUUACAAAAGACGAAUUAAAGAAGUUUAAAAUAGAUCCAGAUUCAAUUCAAGACUUGGUUAUCAAAGUACCAGGCCGCACAAGGUCAAGUCAUUGCCUGCUUGAAGGAACCCAACAAAUAUAUUUCUCGCACCAGGUAAUUGAAGAGAACCUUGCCGCCAUGUUCGUAUCAGAAAUGGGAGUGGGAGAAUUUGAAGAAUUUGUGAACGAGUUCAUUCAUCAAGAUCAUUGGUCGGUUGUUCGCAAAUUCGUUUGCGGAAUUCUUCUCAACCCAGCUUUGGCAAUAGACUGGCCUUUACAAAUGCUUCAAAUCAGGGGGUGGCAAGACAUUCUCAAUGCAUGUUUUAUAGUUAAAGAUAAGAAAGCAAAAGAAGAAAUACUGAGAGGUAGCUUGAACGAACAACUGAAGGAAACAAACGAUUCAACCGCUUUGAUGGAAUUGUUCGGAGCUUUGUACGAGUCGAAUGACGAUAAAUUGAUUCGAUCCCACGUUCGUGAUAUCGAUUUCAAGGAAGCAACAAUCAAUCCCAGUGGAAUGCUGGCAAUAUCGUCAGUUAUGCGUCGAAGUGGAAAUCUAAAUCUUCUGCGUUUCUCCGAAUGCAAUCUCACCACAGAGCUAUUUGAUAUCAUGAUGUCGAAUCUGAAGGAUUCACAGCUCAAGGUCAAGAAGUUUGUCCUGGGCAACAGAUUCAAUGCUGAAUUAUUUGCUUCUGUUACAAAAUUCACGGAAUCUUACGUUGAUGAAAUGGUGUUGGAGGAUUGCAGCGGGAAGGAUGAAGUUGGAAUCAUCAGUAGAAGCGUUAUUUCUAAGAAAGUGUUUAUCAACGAGAUAAAUUCGCAUGGUAACAAGAUGUCAGAACAACUCAGCAUUGAAACGGGAAUCGUUUGUUCCAAGUAUAAUGUUGAAUGUCUGAAUCUGAUCAAAGCCAACUUGAGAGAGACUAAUCUUCGUACUUUCUUGAAACAUGUUGGGAAUGGUAAAUUCAAGGAACUCUAUGUCAGCGACAAUAGAAAUCUUGGUGUUGGAGGGGUGGCAGUCACAGGUAUUAUUGUGUCACAAUGUGAAGUAGAGAAGGUUGUAAUGUGGGGCUGCAAUCUGACAGCGGAAGAAAUGAAAGCAUUCAAGGAAAAUGUUCGGGAUGCAAAGUUCAAGGAACUCGAUGUCAGCGGCAAUAGAGAUCUUGGUGUUGACGGGAUGGGAGUCACAGGUAUUAUUGUGUCACAAUGUGAAGUAGAGAAGGUUGGAAUGCUGGAUGCAAUCUGACAGCGGAAGCAAUGAAAGCAUUCAAGGAAAAUGUUCGGGAUG
This is a messenger RNA of Styela clava, 3510 nucleotides long. NCBI's taxonomy places the organism in Eukaryota, Metazoa, Chordata, Ascidiacea, Stolidobranchia, Styelidae. The record is from RefSeq and is a predicted model, not a curated record.